This is a messenger RNA of Limulus polyphemus (Atlantic horseshoe crab), 1547 nucleotides long. RefSeq names its product actin, acrosomal process isoform. The record is from RefSeq and is marked provisional. NCBI's taxonomy places the organism in Eukaryota, Metazoa, Arthropoda, Merostomata, Xiphosura, Limulidae. Gene Ontology annotation, biological process: mitotic cytokinesis.
CUUCAUACAACAUGUGUGACGAAGACGUAGCUGCCCUUGUAGUUGAUAAUGGCUCUGGAAUGUGCAAAGCCGGCUUCGCCGGAGACGAUGCCCCUCGUGCCGUGUUUCCAUCAAUUGUGGGUCGACCAAGACAUCAGGGAGUGAUGGUUGGAAUGGGCCAAAAAGAUAGCUACGUUGGUGAUGAGGCCCAAAGUAAACGUGGAAUACUAACCCUAAAAUACCCUAUUGAACAUGGCAUUGUUACAAACUGGGACGAUAUGGAAAAGAUCUGGCAUCAUACUUUCUACAAUGAACUACGAGUAGCCCCAGAAGAGCACCCUGUCCUACUGACUGAGGCACCCCUAAACCCCAAAGCCAACAGAGAAAAAAUGACCCAGAUCAUGUUCGAAACAUUUAACACCCCAGCCAUGUACGUAGCUAUCCAGGCUGUCUUAUCCCUGUACGCUUCCGGUCGAACCACUGGUAUCGUCCUGGACAGUGGUGAUGGAGUCUCCCAUACUGUCCCCAUCUAUGAAGGUUACGCCCUCCCCCAUGCCAUCCUUCGAUUGGACUUGGCCGGUCGUGACCUCACCGACUACCUCAUGAAAAUUCUGACUGAACGUGGGUACAGCUUCACCACAACUGCUGAGCGAGAAAUUGUUCGCGACAUCAAAGAGAAACUGUGCUAUGUUGCUCUGGAUUUUGAGCACGAGAUGACGACCGCUGCCUCCUCCUCCUCCUUGGAAAAAUCUUACGAGCUACCCGAUGGUCAGGUAAUUACUAUUGGUAACGAGAGAUUCCGCUGUCCUGAAGCCAUGUUCCAGCCAUCCUUCUUGGGUAUGGAAGCCUGUGGCAUCCACGAGACCACUUUCAACUCCAUAAUGAAAUGCGACGUGGAUAUCCGUAAGGACCUGUAUGCCAACACCGUGUUAUCGGGAGGAAGCACUAUGUUCCCAGGCAUUGCUGAUAGAAUGCAGAAAGAAAUAGGUGCUCUUGCCCCCAGCACGAUGAAAAUUAAAAUCAUUGCGCCCCCCGAAAGGAAGUACUCGGUUUGGAUCGGGGGCUCCAUCUUAGCUUCUCUGUCAACAUUCCAACAGAUGUGGAUCUCGAAACAAGAAUACGACGAAUCUGGUCCGAGCAUCGUCCACCGCAAGUGUUUCUAAGCCAUCAUUCCAAAUUAGUGUUAAUAGCGGUAAAUUCGAGAGUUGUUUUUAAGUUAUGAAAGAAAAGUGUGAAGAGCAAGUUGCCAGUUAAUAAGUUCCAAAUGGUAAGGUUGAAGACUUACCAUUCAUUUACCAUCAGUGAAAGUCAGUCGGAAUAAGUCUGGAAUUUUGAACAGAUAUAAACUGCACAGUAAUGCUUUGUAUGUUUGCUUUUGGUUUCACGAUUAAAAUUCGCAUUUUCAUUUUUUUUUCCUUGCUUGGCAGUGCAAUCACAAGUCAACACUGUCUAUUUCUACCAAACUUUAAACUACUGCCAAAUGACAAAUUUAUCUUAUUAAAAUCUCUUGAGAAACUCAGUUUUGUUGUACAUUUAAAACAGAAUAAAAUCUGAGAUGUUUGGUAAGA